Molecule: messenger RNA, 1664 nt
Organism: Contarinia nasturtii (swede midge)
Lineage: Eukaryota; Metazoa; Arthropoda; Insecta; Diptera; Cecidomyiidae
Exons: 3
Coding region: 196-1575 (459 amino acids)
Biological process (GO): protein catabolic process; proteolysis
Molecular function (GO): ATP-dependent peptidase activity; ATP binding; serine-type endopeptidase activity
Source: RefSeq, a predicted model, not a curated record
CACACGUGUUAUUCUUUUUUUGUGAUUAAGUUUAAUUACUUUCGUUUGAAAAUACAUACAUAUGUUACACACAAUUAAAAAGAAAGUGUACAAUUUUUGGCAGUGCACACAUUUUCAUUAACCAACCAGUCUUGUUCGUUUUUUUUAUUUCUUCUUUAAAAAAAAGUGAAGAACACAACGAAAAACGGAAUCAACAUGCCCCGUUUUAGUGACGAACAAAUGUUAAAAUGUGUUGUUUUGUCGAAUUUCCCACCAAAUUUCGACGAAAGUGCGGUGAUCGAUAUUAUUCAUAAAUAUGUAGAUAAAAAAGACAUUGAAUUUGUAUAUGUGCCAAUGAAUCCAUACAAACGACGUGCUUUUUUAAUCGCAGUACACACCGAAGCGAAAACAGAAAUUAUGGCAAAGGUUCGUGGAAAAAAAGUGUCAGUUCAUUUGAACAAUGAACAUUCGAGGUACACAAUCAAUGCAAAUGCAUAUGAAGAGGAUAGAUGUUUUAAAACCACUAUCGAUCGUCGUAUUCAAUUGCCGUCGAACUUCGAAAUGACCAAUAUAUACAUCAGCCGCAUACACAGUGUGAAUAAAGUUUAUGUACAAUUAAAACACCGGUAUGACAUUUUUGUUCCGUAUCAAUUGGAAAAGCUCCAAAAUACCAAAUUCGAAACACCGCUUCGUUCGCCAGACGUUAACCAUUUGGUGGUUGUUCGCAACAGAAAUGGUCAGUUUUAUCGCGCCAAAGUGGUGGCCAAGUAUUAUGAUCAACAAUAUUUGGUUUUUCUAGUCGACACUGGUUUUUUUGUUGAAACGGAUGUUUCACAUUUAUUCAGUUGGAGCGCGGUUUGCAAUCGCUACCCAUUCCAAGCGAUUUUGUGUAGCGUCGAUGGUAUGGAGGAUGUUUCAGGCGAGAGAGGAUCCCUCAUUCGAAACCAUCUACGGGAAUCGACGAAAAAAAAGACAUAUCGAUGUGUUUUUCUCAAACAAACCGAAGAUGACGUUAUCGUCUCGAUUGAUGGUUACAAUUCGAUUCCACCAUGGAUAAAAGAGAGACAAAUUCCCAUCGGCAGAGUUAAUGGGAUUGGGGUCAAUGUCAACGAAAUCGGGUCGAUGUAUAUUAUCGAAGUCGUGAAAAUCGACCAUCAUGAAAACCAAUACUCCGAAAACAUAGUGAACGAAUCCAAAAUAGCUGCACAAAUUGCUCGUAACUAUACACUACGUGUCAAUAAUUUGAGUGAAACUAAUACCAAAUUCAAGGUGCUAAUGAACAGUAUCUUGAUGAAGUUCGAUGGGAACGGCUGUGGUCUUGCAUUGACAGUUGCAUACCAUUCAGCUAUAUUCAAGCGGGCGGUAGAUUCAGCUAAAUGUUUUACCGGCGAGGUGAGUCUUACUGGCCGAGUGAGUAGAAUAGAUGGCCUCAUUGGGAAACUAUCGGCAGCUUUGGAUAAUGACAUGAAGACAUUCUUUAUACCAAUCGAUAAUUUGGUUGGUUUCAAAUUUAACAUCGAUCCGCGUCUGCUUGAAAUUAAAACAGUUUCAUCUGUUCCCGAAGUGCUCGAUAUGGCUUUUUCGAUCAGUCAUUAAGCAACCAGUUCUAUUAAAAAAUACACACAUACACACAUGAAUUAAAUUUAAAUCUGAAUUUUUUUUAUUACUUUUUUCCAGUCUAUGUA